CUUAGAAGGCUCCACAGAGCUCAGCUCACAUUUGUCUUUGUACCUGUGAGCCAUGAUGCCAUUUGAAUACUGGGAAGGUUUGGUAAACUGAGGGAUCUUAUGGUCUUUAAUCUAAUUAUCUGUUUAUGCUUAUGUGUGUAAAAUAUUAUAGCUGUGUGUUUGGUCUGGUCAGAAGUUAGAAGGUUUCUGAAUUUUAACAAUUACUUAACUUUAGGUUAUUAUUACAGACAGUUUAGAUAAUGAUACAUGAUUUCUUGAUUUUUACUUUGUCUUCAGGGCCAAAUCCUUCUGUAUUUAGUCGCAACGUUGAAAUAUAUGGCUGAUAAUAACUCAGUGGCUGGUGGUCAACCCUUAAUGCGAAAGAUCAAUUAUCAGGUCAUUAUAGUUCAGGUUUUGGUGGCAAUUUUCCUUUGCAUCAACUUUAUGUUGAUCAUAACCUUUUCUAUGAAGGAUUUUUUCUACACAACCAUGCGCUACAUCUUAUUUGCUAAUACUCUAGUGUCUGACUGUCUGCUUUUAAUUGUGACAGAUUUCACGCUCAUCCUGAGCUAUUUUCGUGUUACUAUACAGAUGCAGUUUUGUCUUUUUAUAUUUAUAUGGUUAUCUGUGUACACUUUUGUCACACCAAUUACUUUGACUGCAAUGACUCUGGAGCGCUACAUGGCUAUUUGCAUGCCCCUGCGCCACUCAGAGCUGUGUUCCUCACGCCGUGCUCUGCCCACUCUUCUCAUCAUUCAGGGCCUCAGCUUUGUACCCUGCUUUCUUAUUCUGUCCACCUUCUUUGCAUUAGCCUCCCUUAGUUUAUACAAAGAAUACAAGGUCUGCUCUGUUGAGAUGCUCCUUUUGCACAGUUGGCAAGGUCAUUUUAGGUCAGGUAUAAGUCAGGUUUACUUCUUGAUCAUGUUUAUUGCUAUUGUAUUCUCUUAUAUUGAAAUAAUGAAAGUGGCCAAAGCUGCAUCAGGAGAGAAUAAAAAGUCAACAUGGAAAGGGCUGAGAACAGUAAUUCUUCAUGGUUUCCAGCUGCUCCUCUGUCUCAUCCAGCUGUUGUGUCCAUUUAUAGAAGGUGCUGUACUUCAGAUUAAUUUCUUGUUAUUUGUUAAUGUCAGGUACUUUAACUACAUAAUGUUUAGUCUUGCUCCAAGAUGCCUCAGUCCUCUUAUUUAUGGCCUUAGGGAUGAAAAGUUUUUUCUUGCUCUGAAGUACUAUACUCUCUGUGGCUUUGCCAAAAAUAAAUCUUUAGAUUUGACACAUUAAUACAAUAAUUCUGCCACAGAAAUGACCAUUUAUUGCAUACAGGUGUACCUUAUUUGUUGAAAUGCUUUCAUUUUAUUAACAAGUAAGUAGUUAAUAUGCCCUGACUGGCUCCAGCAUCCCCAGUGGGUCAUAACUUCAAAAAAUGAAACAUCCUUUUGCUCAUUAGUCAAAUGAUGUGGCCUAAAAUGUCAGAGUUAAUGUCUGUUACCUGUUUUCAUAUUAAGUAAUCAUUCAGAGCUUUUUUUCUGUCCUUUUUUUCUUUCUCAGAUUUAUUGACACAGAUUCGACAAAUACAACCCUGACCUUACCUUUUUUGAGUUGUAAUAUCACUUAACAUCUGCUAUUAAUUGUUUAUCAUGUGUGGUUCAUGGUUCCACAAAACAAACACGUAUAAUGAUGAGAACGCCACAGCUUAUGUUAAACACUUGUGUUUUUCUUGUAUAAUUUUGGAGCAGUCUUUGCUGCUCUACAUUGUCUGUCAUCAGUGCUUAUAACAAGAAAAUUACCGCUUUUUUAUCGUUGAA
Molecule: messenger RNA, 1778 nt
Organism: Dicentrarchus labrax (European seabass)
Lineage: Eukaryota; Metazoa; Chordata; Actinopteri; Moronidae
Product: odorant receptor 131-2-like
Exons: 2
Coding region: 316-1254 (312 amino acids)
Biological process (GO): G protein-coupled receptor signaling pathway
Cellular component (GO): membrane
Molecular function (GO): G protein-coupled receptor activity
Source: RefSeq, a predicted model, not a curated record